AUGACAGCGGCAGUUGCAGAAUCAUCGGUGGAUGCGCUGGGAUCCCGAGAAAGAACUCCAGUGACUUUGGCUGUCAGGAAGUCUUUAAAGAGAACACAUGACCUUUUCGCGGGGAACGAGGAGUUGAAGCGAGUGGAGGAUUCUCGGGGUACAGCGGCUUUGCUACGGCUCAAGAUGAAUGACGAGUACCAGCACAUUCGGGACGUACCCGAGCAAGUCACGGACGAGACUGUGACAGC
Messenger RNA from Symbiodinium necroappetens, 239 nucleotides. The record is from the annotation of a GenBank genome assembly. Lineage: Eukaryota; Dinophyceae; Suessiales; Symbiodiniaceae.